This is a messenger RNA of Culex pipiens pallens (northern house mosquito), 2543 nucleotides long. RefSeq names its product ATP-dependent RNA helicase DDX24. The transcript has 4 exons. Gene Ontology annotation, cellular component: nucleolus. Bases 39 to 2492 code for a protein of 817 amino acids. NCBI's taxonomy places the organism in Eukaryota, Metazoa, Arthropoda, Insecta, Diptera, Culicidae. The record is from RefSeq and is a predicted model, not a curated record. Gene Ontology annotation, molecular function: ATP binding; nucleic acid binding; RNA helicase activity.
CACGUUUAUUGAAUAAAAUUAGACUUUCCAGCUUCAAAAUGGUCCAAAAAGCGGCCAAAUUCCGGGGCAAGUACCGCAAGGUAGCCCCUGCGCCAAAAGGACCGAAAACGCUGCCGGAGGCCUCGUGGAAGAACGUUAAACUCAGUGGACCGGUGAUCUCGGACGAUGGAGCGGAUCUGGCCGGCUUUAUCGGGUUGGAGGUGCUGGAGUGCUACGACCGGUCGCUGGUGCAGAAGGAGAAGAAGAAGAAAUUGAAGAAGGACCCAAUCCUGGAGGAUGCCGAAGAAUCCAUGGAAGAACCAAAACUCAAACGGAACAUUUCCGAGGUGUCCGAGGACAGUGACGAAGAAGAGGAGGAGCGUCCAAAGAAGCAGAAAAAGGUAGCUAAAAAGGCCAAGCCACAGCCACCUUCAGACGACUCCGAAUCGGAUGACUUCUCCGAUGACGAUUCCGGAAUUGAUGCCAAACCCGUUCCAAAGACGAAGAAGGGAAAGGCCAAAGUUGAGGUUCGCGUUGAAGAUUCCGAAGAGUCGGAGGAGGAGUGCACCGCGGGAAGGUUUGUCCGGCUGAUGAAACCGGAAGUGGAGGAGGAUGACGGCCAGAAAAAGAAGAAGAGAAAACGAAAGAGUAAAAGUAAGCAGUGCAACGGUCAAGUAGAAACCAGUCAAGAAGGUGGGACCUACUCCAGUGCAGAUUAUUUUAAAUGGACCGAACUGGGCGUCUCGGAGCCGAUCGUGCGAGCCCUCGCCGACAAGGGCUUCCGGCAGCCUACAGAAAUCCAGACGCUUUCCCUCCCGGCGGCCAUUCUCGGCAAGCGAGAUCUGCUCGGCGCAGCCGAAACCGGAAGUGGUAAAACGUUGGCGUUUGGAAUUCCACUGCUGGAGGGAAUUAUGAAGUUGAAGGCGAACGGUGGUAUGAAGACCGUUAAGAAAUCGGAUGCUGAGGAAAGCCGCGAAGGUCACGAGUUGACGCCGGAGCCGGAUGAGCUGGAGUUUUACCCUUCGCCGGACGGGGACGAUUCGAUUCUUGCGGCGCAGGAUCUUGAGCGGGACAAAAAGAAGGAUUUGAACAAGCCACUUUACGCGUUGAUUUUGACUCCUACUCGUGAGUUGGCGGUGCAGAUCAAUGACCACUUGAAGGCCGUUACCAAGUACACGGACAUCCAGAUUGCGACGGUGUUUGGCGGGUUGGCGGUGGUCAAGCAGGAGCGCAUGCUGAAACGGUGUCCGGAGAUUGUAAUUGCUACGCCCGGGCGGUUGUGGGAACUGAUGCAGGCCGGGAAUCACCACCUGGCCAAGAUGGACCAGAUUCGGUUCCUGGUCAUCGACGAAACCGAUCGGAUGUUGGAAAAGGGUCACUUUGACGAACUGAAGCAGCUGCUAGAGAUGCUGAACCAGAACGAGGAGGCCACCAAGUUGCGCAGGAAUUACAUCUUCUCCGCAACGCUCACGCUGGACCACGAUCUGCCGGAGCAUUUGAAGGCCAAGUCCAAGAAGAACAAGAAGCUCAAAAUCACGAAGGAAACGACCGGCCAGCGGCUCAACAACCUGGUCCAAACCAUCGGAAUGACCGACCCCAAGGUCGUGGACAUCACCCAGCAGCACGGAACCGCCCAAACCCUAACCGAGUCGCGCAUUCUCUGCAAAGCCGAACACAAGGACUACUAUCUGUACUACUUCCUGCUCCGUCACCCAGGUCGAACCCUCGUCUUCUGCAACUCGAUAGACUGCGUCAAACGGCUCGUGUCCCUGUUCACCUACCUCAACUGCGACCCGCUCAGUCUCUUCGGCAGCAUGCAACAGCGCCAACGACUCAAGAACCUCGAACGCUUCACGCAAAACCCAGCCGCCCUCCUCAUCGCCACCGACGUCGCCGCCCGCGGUCUCGACAUCCCCAACGUAGACCACGUCAUCCACUACCAAGUCCCCAAAACAACCGAAAAUUACGUGCACCGUUCCGGCCGCACAGCUCGCGCCACCCGCGAAGGCAUCGCCAUCCUCCUGACCGGUGCCGACGAGGUCAAAGACUAUGUCAAGCUCAACCAAGCGCUUGGACGCAAGGAGGACCUCCCAAUGUACCCGACCUCCGACCGGAUGAUGAAGCAGGUUCGCGAGCGUGUCAACCUGGCGCGUGAAAUCGAAAAGACGGAACUGCGCCAGCGCCGGAGCAACGAAAGUCGCAGCUGGGAGGACAAGGUGGCGAAGGAGUUUGAGGCGAGUGAUUCCGAGCUGGACAGCGAGCAGGAGGAGAUGAAGCAGCUGGAGAAGAGCAGGGAGAAGCGCGCGAUGAAGGGAAGGAGGUUGGAGUUGAGCCGGCUGUUGGCGGCGCCGAUCGUGAUGGACCGGGUGGAGAUGAAAUUCCCCACGUCCGCGAUCGCGGUCAGCCUCCCCGCGGAGAAGGAAGGUUCCGCCAUCAAGCUCGUUCGCCAGGUGGUCGAGGAAAACAUCCAGCUCAAGAAGCAGCGCAACAAGAAGAAGAAAAAGUUUGAAUGAUUUUUCCGCAAAUAGUUAAAAAAUAUGAUUUAUUUUGCUUAUAAUCUAAAA